CGUCGCGGGGCUGUCGCGCUGUCGCCGCGUCGGGCCCAACUCGCGAUCCCAACUUUGAUCCAUUGGAAACUUUUCAAUGCAAAUUUUCGCUGUGAUUCGUCGGCCGCGCUCGUAGCCCGCUCCCGUUGUCGAUUCGCGACGUGUUCCGGCGUCAGCGAGCGACGCUAUAUGCACCGUUGCGCGUGUCCAACGCACACUCGGUCUAUUUUUGAAUAUUCACUAAACGCUCCGACGCGAAGUUUUCGAAACGCAGUCGGCCGCCGGUGCCGGGUUAACGGCCCCAGUGUGCAACACGCUUGCACCGCAUCUCUUGUGUUUUUGUUGACGGAUAACAUUUGUGUUGUUAACCUCUUCGGUCGAAACGGUGGAACGUUAUCUUUACGUUUGUGCGGGGCCACGCCCGUGUAAUCUUUGGCUGGGAAUCCGAUGGCUACGGAUGAUGUCGGUUUAGUGGUUACUCGGUGAUCGGUGAUCGGUGAUAGUGAGUCGUUGGCAGUGAGAUUAGCGCCGCACCGCGCAGUGCGCCAGUGUGUAGUUACCAUUAAGUGGUUCAGUGAUGUGACAUUCUAUGGAAGUAUCGGGGCGUACUCGGAAUGUUCACCAAGCACGGCAAGGCCCCUGAGAGGUGCCAUCAUCUCCACUCGCAUAGGAGCUGUAAGAAGAAAAAGCCACCUCCACACACGCCGUGGAAGUACUUGAUGAAUUGCCCACUCGUUAGAAAAUGUUUUGGUCUUCAGCUGCGGAGCAUCGAAGAGCCGGCGGGUGCGGGAAGCGCGGGCGGGGCGGGCGCGGGAAGUGGCGUGCCCGUGUCGGCCUGCUACGACGCCGAGUGCGCCCGCACCGAAGCCUGGCUCGAUGAGAAUCAAGAUUUCGUGCAUGACUACUUUUUAAGGAAAGCGACGCGGCAGGUGGUUGAUGCUUGGCUGGUGUGCCACGCAACGCCGCCCAGCGCUGAGCUUGCGUCGCCAUCGCGCGCCGGCUCCGGUUCGGGAGCGACCACACCUGUCAGGAAGAUCUCUGCGCACGAGUUCGAGCGCGGCGGUCUGCUGAAGCCGCUGGUGACGACGGUGGACGGAACGCCCACAUUCCUGGGCGACACGCCGCACGCCGCACCCGCCCGUCCGCAACGCCGUUCGCGACAUGAGCUGAGACAGCUGGACGAGAAGGAACUCAUAUUUGAACUAGUAAAAGACAUCUGCAAUGAGCUGGAGGUGCGCGUUCUAUGCCACAAGAUUUUGCAGAAUGUGUCCAUUCUGCUGGACGCGGACCGCGGCUCGUUGUUCCUCGUGCAGGGCGAGAAAGUCGCGUCGCCUCACCCACAAAACGGAAGGUGUCUCGUGUCAAAACUGUUCGACGUGUGCUCGAAGUCGACACCGGAGCAGAUGGAACAGUUGGAAGAGAUCCGUAUCCCGUGGGGCAGCGGCAUCGUCGGCUACGUCGCUGAGAGCGGGGAGCCCGUCAACAUACCUGACGCAUAUAAGGACGAAAGGUUUAACCACGACAUUGAUCAGCAAACUGGUUACAAAACAAGAUCGCUACUCUGUAUGCCAAUUAAGGAUAUCAACGGAGAAGUGAUCGGCGUUGCUCAGGUUAUAAAUAAACAGAGCGACGGUCCCUUCACGGCGAAUGAUGAAAAAGUCUUCGCUUCCUACCUUCAGUUCUGUGGCAUUGGGCUUCGGAACGCGCAGCUUUACGAGAGGUCACAGCUGGAAGUCAAACGGAAUCAAGUGUUGCUGGACCUGGCGAGGAUGGUGUUUGAGGAGCAAAGUACGAUCGAACACAUGGUGUUGAGGAUACUUACUCACACACAGAGUCUGAUCAGAUGUCAGCGGGUUCAGGUGCUUCUAGUCCACGAGGCGUCUAAAGGCAGCUUCUCUCGUGUGUUUGACCUGGAGGCUGGAGACGAGACGGAGCCGAGGACGUCGCCCUACGAGAGCAGGUUCCCCAUUAACAUCGGCAUCACGGGCUAUGUCGCUACCACUGGAGAAACAGUCAACAUCGCGGACGCAUACCUGGACCCAAGGUUCGACCCCUCCGUAGAUGAAGACGCUGGCUUCAAACAUAACACCAUUCUAUGUAUGGCUAUCAAGAAUUCAGAAGGAAGAAUUAUCGGUGUUAUACAGCUUGUAAACAAAUUCGACGGUCUCCUGUUCACGAAGAACGAUGAGAACUUUGUGGAGGCGUUCGCGAUAUUCUGCGGCAUGGGUAUUCACAACACGCACAUGUACGAGAAGGCCAUCACAGCCAUGGCCAAGCAGAGCGUCACACUCGAUGUUUUAAGUUAUCACGCAUCCGCCUCUAUAGAUGAUGCUCAAAGGUUACGGACGUUACGGAUACCAUCAUCAGUGCACUUUAAGCUACACGAACUGGAAUUCGAUGACAUCGACCUAUCGGAUGAGGACACAUUACUCGCGUGUCUGCGCAUGUUCCUAGAUUUGGACUUCGUGGAACGAUUUCAUAUCGAGUACGGCGUGCUGUGCCGCUGGCUGCUCAGCGUCAAGAAGAACUACCGCAAUGUGACCUACCACAACUGGCGGCACGCCUUCAAUGUCGCUCAGAUGAUGUUCGCUAUAUUGACUGAGACGCAGUGGUGGAAGAUCUUUGGUGAGCUGGAGUGCCUCGCGCUGAUUAUCGGCUGCUUGUGUCACGACCUCGACCAUCGGGGGACCAAUAAUUCCUUUCAAAUUAAGGCAUCAUCACCUCUCGCACAGCUGUACUCUACAUCAACAAUGGAGCACCAUCACUUCGAUCAGUGCCUCAUGAUCCUCAAUUCUCCCGGCAACCAGAUCCUCGCAAACCUCUCCUCCGACGACUACGAGCGCGUUGUUAAAGUUCUAGAAGAUGCUAUACUCUCCACAGAUUUGGCUGUUUAUUUCAGCAAGCGCACAGCAUUCAUCGAGUGUGUGCGGAGUGUGGGGAGUGUGGGGAGUGUGGGGAGCGCGUGGGGUGAGUGCGGGGAGCGGCGCGGGUUGCUGCGCGCCAUGCUCAUGACCGCGUGCGACCUCGCCGCCAUCACCAAACCCUGGCCCGUGGAGCGCCGCGUUGCAGCACUAGUCGCCGGGGAGUUCUUCAGACAGGGAGACCUCGAGCGACACAACCUCAACCUCACACCCAUCGACAUAAUGAACAGAGAUAAAGAGGACGAGCUGCCCGCCAUGCAAGUAAAAUUCAUCGAUACCAUCUGUCUACCUAUAUAUGAGGCGUUCGCAGUACUAUCUCCAGCGCUACAGCCGCUGCUGGACAGAGUUAAGAGCAAUCGAGCUCACUGGAUCGAUCUAGCAAACAACGAUAAAUCUUGCAAAUUCGACUACGGCAUGGAGAAGGAGAAAGAGGAAAGAAACGACAAAUCCAGCGCCAGCUCGCACGAGGACGAACACGAAGACAGCAGCGGUGCGGGAAGUUUAUCAUCAGAUACCAACUCUAAGUAUGAACAACUCGAGAAUCCAGUAGUCGGUCUUGUCUCUAACAACGCGCUAAUGCCGCGAGAACCCAAGUUCUGUCAUCUCAAUGAACUGAAUUGAACUCUGGCAUUAAAAACUGAGUUGAAUGCGAUGUCUCAAAGAAUUGAGUUUUAUAUUCUGGCAUCAUAAUGUAUAGAAAUAAUAUUUCGUCAUCUCAAAUAGUUGAAAUUAUCGCGCUUAUUCCGCAACGAUUUGAAUAAAUGGCAACUCACUGAGUUGAUAGCACCUCAGAGAUGAAGUAAUCUCGAUAGUUGGUUCUAAUUUAACGAAUAUAACCAAACUGAGGGUAGUUUAAAAAAAUUUAUAAACAGCAUAUAAUUCGAUAAUUUAUAACCAAAUGUAUCGUUUCGGUGAUUACGUAAAAUAGAGAUGUCAAAUCGUCCAUAGAAAAUUUUUGUAGUCGUAAGUUAUUACGAUUUACUAAUCUACGUAUGAUUCCUAUCAUUUUUAACUAUAGUGUGAAGGGACGUCGUAACACACUUAGUGUGUAAAUCGACUUAAAAGGAAUUGAUUCUUCUAGAAAUUAGACAAUUAAUAAAUAUAAUAGAUGAUAAGGGCCAUUAUUACUAAAAUAAACCGGCCUAAAAACAUUGAAAGCUCAUAUCCAAGUUUUCAUCCAUCUUCCAUCUUAAUCGAAGGAAUAGCAAUGCAUUUUUUUGUA
This is a messenger RNA of Papilio machaon (common yellow swallowtail), 4122 nucleotides long. RefSeq names its product dual 3',5'-cyclic-AMP and -GMP phosphodiesterase 11 (gene Pde11). Bases 594 to 3521 code for a protein of 975 amino acids. NCBI's taxonomy places the organism in Eukaryota, Metazoa, Arthropoda, Insecta, Lepidoptera, Papilionidae. Gene Ontology annotation, molecular function: protein binding; 3',5'-cyclic-GMP phosphodiesterase activity; 3',5'-cyclic-AMP phosphodiesterase activity. Gene Ontology annotation, biological process: signal transduction. The record is from RefSeq and is a predicted model, not a curated record. The transcript has 19 exons.